Molecule: messenger RNA, 2244 nt
Organism: Meloidogyne enterolobii
Lineage: Eukaryota; Metazoa; Nematoda; Chromadorea; Rhabditida; Meloidogynidae
Source: the annotation of a GenBank genome assembly
AUGGCUGAAAAAAGGAAAUUGUUGAAUGAAAUUGAUAAGUGUUACAAAAAGAUUGAGGAAGGCUUUGAAAUUUUUGAUGAUAUAAUGGCCAAAAUGACAGAAGCAAAUAGUGAAAAUCAACGGGAAAAGUUUCAAGAUGACCUCAAAAAGGAAAUUAAAAAGCUCCAAAGGCUAAGAGACCAGAUCAAAGGAUGGCAAAAUUCCUCGGAAAUAAAGGAUAAAGAUUCUCUGUCUAAAUUUCGAAAGUUGAUAGAACAAAGGAUGGAAAUCUUCAAAGACGUUGAAAGGGAGAACAAAAUGAAACCUCAUAGCAAACAAGGUUUAACUGCUGAAGACAAACUUGACCCGAAAGAAAAAGAAAAAUGUGAUACAAUUGAGUGGCUGAAUUGUCAAAUUCGUAGAAUUCAAGAUGAAAUUGACAGGACUGAAUCUAAACUUGAAACUCUUUCAUCUUCUGCUGACACCGGAAAGAAAAGGGGUAAAAAAGAGGAUGCCAAAAAGAACGAAAAAGAGGAUGUAAAUGGAAAAUUGAAGGAACCUUUGGAGAUGUACAUUGACGCGUUGGACCCAGAAAAUGAUGAUGAUCCGGAAAGUUUGGACCCAGAAGACAUUUACGAGGAGCUUAAUUUUAGUACUUAUUUGUCGCAACUUGGAGGAAUUUCAACAAAUAGCGUUGAUGACGAAAAAGGACCAAAUAAUGAUACUGGAAGUCACAAAUCCUCGAGUCCAUCUCCCGAUUAUUGGUCUAAACAUCAAAAUGGCGGAGAACUGGACACUUCUUCUCAUGAAAAAUCGCCAUAUGUCGGGAAUGUGAGUACGCGUUCUACUUCCGAAUCAGCCUCUUCACAUCGUUCGGCAGUAAGCGGUGGUGGUGCUUCUUCCGUCACUUCACUAAAACUUACUCGGUUAGGAAGUCAGGUCAGCAAUUCUAGUUCUGUUUCAUCUCCAUUGCCUCAAACACCGCCUGCUAUCCCAGGGAUUCCUUAUAAUUCGGUUGCCGCGGGAAAAAUGCAUACACCACCAGUUCAAUCAACUGCAGCAAUGGCAAUACAUCCAAUGCAUCAAGCAGUAACAAAUACUGCUUCAACACCAACUGCGUCAACAUCAGCAAAUAUUUUAGCUUCUCCAAAAACAACAUUGCCGUCACCAUCAGCCGUAGAAAAUACUUCAAGUAAUGUUAUUGUCCAACAACAACAACCUCCAUCAACCAUCCAAGCACCCCCAACAGUUUCACCUGUAGCUGAACUAAAAGAAGAAAAUGCUGUUUCCUCCUCAGGAAUGGCAUCAACAACCUUAAUAAGGACUCGAUCCUCUUCUGUCACAUCAUCUACAGCAACAUCUUUACAUGAAGAGACAAGUCAAUUUUCUACUGUUGUAGGAGGAGGAAAUUUGACGUCAUCACCAAUAACUUCAAAAGCUCCUUUACCUUUAAGAUUCAAUUCUUCAGCUGCUGCUGGAGGAGGAGCAACAACAUCUUCAUCAUCAAAUCCAUCGCCAUUCUCAUUGCCAACAUUCAUGUCGGCGGCAUCUUCUGCUCCUCUGUCAACAACAACACCAGCAGGGAGAACAAGCGAUUUAUCGACGCCUUCAAGAAAUUCUGAACAACACCAAGAAAGUCAACAUUCGUCAAAUGAUGUUGGAAAUAAUAUAGCUGAUACUACUGAAUUUAAUGGAAAAGUUGCAAAUCUGCUUUAUAAUUCUUCAUUUGGUAGUCCAAUGAUUACACAACAAAAGAGUAGAGAACCUCAAGAGGCUGUUAUCCAACCAUGGUUAGGUGCUUCUCCUCUUGGGAUGGCUCCAAUAAACGAAGAAUUGAGUUUCCAACUGCAAAUGUUAGACGCAACACAGCAACGUUGCCCUCUUCAAAUGGACUCGGAAAAGCCUAGAAGUUAUCUGCCAAAAAUGCCCUGUUCAACACCACCUUACUAUCCUCAGGCACCUUUACCAAAUGCAGAUAGCCUUGAAUAUUAUCUUCGACUUUCUGUUGAAACUCUUUUCUUUACGUUUUAUUAUAUGGAGGGUUCACGUGCACAAUUAUUAGCUGCAAAGGCAUUAAAAAAGCUUUCGUGGAGGUUUCAUACAAAAUAUUUGAUGUGGUUUCAAAGACAUGAAGAGCCUAAACAAAUAACUGAUGAUUACGAACAGGGAACCUAUGUUUAUUUUGACUUUGAAAAAUGGGUACAACGGAAAAAAGAGCAAUUCACAUUUGAGUAUAAAUACUUGGAAGAUAAAGAUUUUGAAUAA